CUACGGCCAGCUUUUCACUUAACUGCAGUUAGACUGGUUGGGUUAGCGAUAGUUGUUUAACCGGCUGUCGGUGACUGCCGUGGUGGCUUACUUGUGUUUACUAUCACUAACUAAGACAGUUUACUAACUACCUCUUCUGGAUUUGCCUCCGUCUUUUAAUUGAAAGUCGUCGGAAUUACAUUAGUUGAUAGGUAGCUUGAACCUGGUAUUUGCAACAUCGAGAAGCUACGCUAGCAGCGUCACCGUUACAGCUGACUGCUAGCACUUAGCAAAACGUGACAGUUUCUGAUUCUGCUGCGUAUCUUAUGGUGGUCAGCAUGCUGGAAUAAGUGAUGUACAGAGUGUUGAUAUUAACAAUGGCUGUUUUGGAGGUGCAAGGGUGCACUAAUGCAGAUAACUGCAAUACACAGUCAUCCAAUUCCUCCAAGGAUUUCUGUUACUCGGCUCGAAUCCGCAGCACUGUGCUCCAAGGACUGCCUUUCGGCGGGGUGCCGACUGUACUUGCUUUAGACUUUAUGUGCUUUUUGGUGCUCCUGUUUGUUUUCUCUUUCUUGAGGAAAAGAGCCUGGGACUAUGGGCGUCUCGCGCUGGUGACCGACGCUGACAGAAUGAUGGAUCAACGAUACAGUCGUCUGGAUGAACGGGAAUACAUGAACUUCUCCACCGUGCUGCAUGAGCCACAGAAAGAGGAUACAAGCAGUAUGGCCUCCACUGUGCCGUCGGAGACACCUGAACGCUACGAAAGGCUCACCUCAGUGUCAAGCUCAGUGGACAUUGACCAGAGAGACACCGGCUUCUGCUCCUGGCUAACCGCUGUCUUUCGCAUCAAGGAUGACGAGAUAAGGGAGAAGUGUGGUGAAGAUGCAGUAUAUUACCUAUCUUUUCAGCGCCACAUCAUUGGCCUGCUGGUUGUAGUGGGAGUGCUCUCUGUGGGCAUCAUUCUGCCCGUUAACUUCUCAGGAAACCUGCUUGAAAACAACGCCUAUAGUUUUGGACGAACUACAAUUGCUAACCUUAAUACAGAUAAUACACUGCUGUGGCUGCACACUACAUUUGCCUUUCUCUACCUGUUAUUGACGGUAUACAGUAUGAGACGGCACACGUCAAAGAUGCACUACAAAGAGGAUGAUCUGGUGAAACGCACUUUAUUUAUUAGCGGCAUCUCUAAAUAUGCAGAGGAAAGUGAGAUAAAGCAACAUUUUGAAAAAGCGUAUGAGAACUGCACUGUACUGGAAGCUCGCAUGUGUUACAAUGUGGCCAAGCUGAUGUAUCUCAACUCUGAAAGGAAGAAGACGGAGCGCAGCAAGAAGUUCUAUCUGGACCUUCAGUCCAAAGAGCACGAAAAAACCAUGAUCAACCCGAAGCCUUGUGGUCAUCUUUGUUGUUGUGUCAUUAAAGGCUGUGAGCAGGAAGAGGCUGUGAGUUAUUACACCAAGCUGGAGGCACAGUUAAAAGACGAGUACAGGAAGGAGAGAGAAAAGGUUAACAAGAAACCUUUGGGCAUGGCCUUUGUCACCUUUCAAAACGAGACCAUAACGGCCAUAAUUUUAAAAGACUUUAACGCUUGCAAGUGUCAAGGCUGUCACUGCCGACGCGAGCCCAAGAGCUCUCCGUUCAGCUCCAGGCUGCAUACGCACAACUGGACCGUCGCCUACGCCCCUGAUCCACAAAACGUCUACUGGGAGCAUCUUUCAGUGGUAGGAGUCUCGUGGUGGAUCCGCUGCUUCAUCAUCAACUGUGUCCUCUUUCUUCUUCUUUUCUUCCUCACCACCCCGGCCAUCAUCAUCUCCACCAUGGACAAGUUCAACGUCACCAAACCAGUGGAGUACCUAAAUAAUCCGAUCAUUACCCAGUUCUUCCCCACCCUCCUAUUGUGGUCCUUCUCCGCCUUACUUCCUACCAUUGUCUAUUACUCUGCUUUCUUCGAAGCCCACUGGACUCGGUCAGGAGAAAACCGAACCACGAUGCAUAAAUGUUACACUUUUUUGAUCUUUAUGGUCCUGUUGUUACCCUCCUUAGGACUCAGCAGUUUGGACGUUUUCUUCCGGUGGCUGUUUGACAAAAAAUUCUUGGCAGAUGCAACGUUGAGAUUUGACUGUGUUUUCCUCCCAGACAAUGGCGCUUUCUUUGUGAACUACGUGAUUGCGUCUGCAUUCAUUGGUAAUGCCAACGACCUGCUGAGGAUUCCUGGUUUACUGAUGUACAUGAUCCGUCUCUGUUUGGCUCGUUCCGCUGCUGAGCGGAAAAACGUUAAAAAGCAUCAAGCCUAUGAGUUCCAGUUUGGAGCAGCUUAUGCCUGGAUGAUGUGUGUCUUCACUGUGGUUAUGACCUACAGCAUUACUUGUCCCAUCAUCGUCCCUUUCGGCCUGAUGUAUAUGCUACUCAAGCACCUAGCAGACAGAUACAACAUGUACUACGCCUAUCUGCCGUCCAAACUGGAUAAGAAAAUCCAUGUUGGAGCUGUCAACCAAGUGGUGGCCGCUCCUAUUCUGUGUCUGUUUUGGCUUCUUUUCUUUUCAACACUUCGUUCUGGCAUUUCUGGUGCAACAUCCGUGUUUACCUUUGUGGUUUUGAUCAUCACCAUCAUCAUUUGCCUCUCUCAUGUCUGCUUUGGACAUUUUAAGUAUUUAAGUGCCCACAACUACAAGAUCGACACUCAGGAUGUGGAUGGGAUGGAGAGUGGACCCUCUGCAUGCUCUUUAGCUGCCAGCAAAGUAACUCAAAUGUACAUCGCCCAAGUACUUCAGGACCCAAAUUCGGAGGAGGCUGGCUCAGGCAGCGGUGAGGACGAUGGCCAGGGGUCAUCGCAGGACGAGGAAAUAAUCAAUGUUGAGAACGGCAUGAACUUCCAGUCUGGUGAGGACAGCCUCAUCGAUAAUGAGGUGCGACACUGAGACUACCUGGGACAGGAAGACAAGUUAACUCGAUGAAUGCACUGAUUGUGCAAAAUUAACGUGGAACUGAACCAACGGUCCACCAAAGCAUCUCAACCUCUAAGGGACCUCACCCUAACUAACAUAAGCACACGGUCUACUAAGGAUUAAAAGGAUUUUCUCUUAAGGACGUCAUCUUCAUAGUUUUUCAUCAAGCAGCAGAUGUGGAGCAGGGAGAAACUACUGGCUGUACACUGAUGAAAAACACCCCAAAUACUGCACAUAGACCAAUGCAAGCAGACGCCAUUGCACAAACGAAGAUGGCUGUUGUUGCCCUUUCUGUGAGAGGAGAGAAGUUCUCUGUUUCCUUAACUUCAUUGCACUUGAAUGAAAGAAUCAGUAAGCUUGAGUUUUACUACGGUACGGCAGUAUGGCGAACAGAAUCAAAAGAUGGAGAAAUUCUUCCCAUAAUGCUUUGCUAGCAUCUCUGUCUGCAAUGGGUGCUUCCCUUGAACAAGAAGCUUAUAGAAAAUGAGAGCAAGAGAUUGUAUGUCCGUUGAUAGCUUAGUUAGUGCAGAUGCAAUGUUCUUCAAUGGUUCUUCCAAUUUACAAACCUUUAACUAGAAAAAAAACUUUUGCUACUAACACUCCUGAGAGCUUCGACUCUGAACAUGUAAAACUAGAUUUGUGUAAUAACCUGUUCUGACCUGGUAUUUAUUUGUAGGCAUGAGCUUUUUUUAUUUUAUUUUAAUCAUCCAGUUUAAUUGACCCCCUAACUUUAUAUAAUUAUGUCACACUACAGCGAUCUUACCCGGUCUCUGAGCCUUGGUUGGGACCACUGCUACUGAUGUUGCCCCCAGAAGGGGAACAUCCUUGCACCGGUGCCGCCGGAUGACUGGAGGCGGAAGGUGUGGAUCCUUCUGCAUUCCUCAGAGGGAGAGAAAGAUCUUUUUGUUUUGUUCUCCUGGGUCAAUUUCAGACAACAUUAUAACUAGUUAAUUUUUUUGUUUUCAUACAUAUCUUCUCACUAAUGUUUACAUCUUACAGUGAUUUUGACACAAAUAUUAGGUGACCGCUUUUAAUUUUAUCGUUUUAAAUCACAUCAACCCCACUUUAGGGCUAACAUGUACUUUUAUUCACACCCUUCAUUUUGUAUUCAGGAUGCUUUGUUACAAGUUCCUUUUCUUCAGUACUUUAAUCACAGAGUAUAGAUUGUUUAACUCAAAUUGAGUGUUUUUUGCGAUAAUGUGUCAAAUCUUGGCUGCAUAAGAAAGUUUAGCACUUACAUUUGAUGACUAAUGAAGACGUACAGCAACUAUUUGUCCUGGUGUCCAAUAGUCCCUUUGAUUAAGAUUGUAGAAACCAGUGAAGGAAAAUGUAGCCAAUUUGCUGUGUCUCGAGUCAUCAAAUCUUAUUAAUCCCGAGUGCAGAUCCAGUGCUGGAAGGCACGUUUGAUUGUAAAGCACGCAGGCUCAAAGUUUUAACAUUUUGCCGAGCUGCCUUCUUCAUACAAAACACGUUUUUUUGUUUUAAAUCUGACCAAAUAACCAACUUUAAUGUGAAUCAUUAUGCCCACACGUAUCAUUUUGCUCAGGAUCUCUAACUUCUUGUUGCUUUAAUUUUAUUCGUCUCAGUGAAAACACUACGAGUUGAUGGAUCAGUGGGGGAAUUCAUCAAAACACGUAUUUAAUCAUUUCAGGAAAUAGUUGACUAAAUGAGCCAUCACAUAUGAUCGACUGGAGGGCAUCACCCUCAGUGUGAGCAGAAAAGGAAAAAGCAAAACGUUUUCCGACACUCUGUAAGCACCACGAGUUUAUCACCUUCAAUAGUAUUGAUUGACACCACUCUGGGUGAUGCUCCUCUGGUCAUGAUUAAGUGACUUUAGUCCUAAUGAUUUGUACCUGCUUUUGAGAUGUCUGUAAACCUGUGAAUGUUACCUGUGAAACUAACAAAACACUAUUCAUCCUCCACGGAGAUGUUCGAACUCUCAGCCUGUCUAACAGCUCCUGCUUUUACGCACUGAUUGUACGUUUAUACCACAAGCUUUCCUUAGAUGAACGUGGCCUAUAAGUCUUAGUGUCACUGCUGUAUUUCAACAGCUUAGAGUGAAAAACAUGAAAAAUGGCUCUCGCUAAUCAGGAAUUGAACAUUUAUACUGUAUCAUGUAAGUCAUUGGUGUCCAGUCUAACGUCUCGUCAUUUCAUUUUAUUAGAUUUGUGUUUGUCAGUGGUUUUCGAUUUUUUUUAGGAGAAUUCCAAGUUUUUAAUUUUGUGUUCUGUUGUUAUUCAUUAGUUCUGUGUAGCUAGCCGGAGUAACUGGAAACAAAUGCAAUGUUUUUUUUGUUGUAAACAAUGAAGCUAACAUGUUUUUGUUUUGUGUCUACCAUGAAUUCACAAAAGGUAGUAAAAAUGUCUAAAAGAAAAGCACAGUUUGUAUGUGUUUUAUGUGCUUUGGCUUUUUAUUAUGGUGAUUCUUCUUGCUGAAGUAAGACUCGCACAUUUUAGCAUUUUCCCUCAUUUUAUCAA
Molecule: messenger RNA, 5398 nt
Organism: Nothobranchius furzeri (turquoise killifish)
Lineage: Eukaryota; Metazoa; Chordata; Actinopteri; Cyprinodontiformes; Nothobranchiidae
Gene: tmem63ba
Product: transmembrane protein 63Ba
Cellular component (GO): plasma membrane
Molecular function (GO): nucleic acid binding; calcium-activated cation channel activity
Source: RefSeq, a predicted model, not a curated record